Eptesicus fuscus (big brown bat) is the source of this 1564-nucleotide messenger RNA. Its product is annotated as histone H1.0. Lineage: Eukaryota; Metazoa; Chordata; Mammalia; Chiroptera; Vespertilionidae. Bases 273 to 857 code for a protein of 194 amino acids. Gene Ontology annotation, biological process: negative regulation of DNA recombination; nucleosome assembly; chromosome condensation. The record is from RefSeq and is a predicted model, not a curated record. Gene Ontology annotation, molecular function: double-stranded DNA binding; structural constituent of chromatin; nucleosomal DNA binding. The transcript has a single exon. Gene Ontology annotation, cellular component: nucleus; nucleosome.
AUGCGCCGCCCGAGCGCCAGACGCGGAGCUGGGAAAAGAGAGGCAGCGGAGGCGGCGGCAGAACCAGAACCGCAGCCGCCGCACGCAGAGGCAGACCGACCGGCUGGCGGGGCUGAGCCACGCAGAACCCGCGCAGCGAGCUCUGCCUCCACCCGAGCCCGGUCCCAGGGAGCCAGGGGUGCGAAAGCCGAUCUUGCAGCUCCCCUCGGCCUCCGACGGGGGCCGGCCCUUUUGAAGGCGCAUUCUUCCACAGCAGGACCAGGCGGCCCACCAUGACCGAAAACUCCACGUCGGCCCCUGCGGCCAAGCCCAAGCGGGCCAAGGCUUCCAAGAAGUCCACGGACCACCCCAAGUACUCGGACAUGAUCGUGGCCGCCAUCCAGGCGGAGAAGAACCGCGCCGGCUCCUCGCGCCAGUCCAUCCAGAAGUACAUCAAGAGCCACUACAAGGUGGGCGAGAACGCCGACUCGCAGAUCAAGUUGUCCAUCAAGCGCCUGGUGACCACCGGGGUCCUCAAGCAGACCAAGGGAGUGGGCGCCUCGGGCUCCUUCCGGCUGGCCAAGAGCGACGAGCCUAAGAGGUCGGUGGCCUUCAAGAAGACGAAGAAGGAAGUCAAGAAGGUGGCCACGCCAAAGAAGACCGCCAAGCCCAAGAAGGCGGCCUCCAAAGCCCCCAGCAAGAAGCCCAAAGCCGCCCCGGUCAAGAAGGCCAAGAAGAAGGCGGCUGCCACGCCCAAGAAAACCAAAAAACCCAAGACUGUCAAAGCCAAGCCCGUCAAGGCAUCCAAGCCUAAGAAGGCCAAACCGGUGAAGCCCAAAGCCAAGUCCAGUGCCAAGCGGGCCGGCAAGAAGAAGUGACAAGGGAGCUUUUCUUGUGGACACUCCUGCCUGUCUCCUAUUUUCUGUAAAUACUUUUCUCCUUUCUUCUCUCUUACUCCUCAUCUGCAGCCCCCUUGCCCCUUUCUAUUCUGACUUGAUGUGAGACAGAAUUUGGAUUCCUUAGAAAUUAGGGAAUAGUUCAUUUUUCCUUAACCAGUCGUGCAAGGACAGCAAAAGAAAAAAAAAAAAACUAUCUCAUCUCCGUAAUGAUGAGAAUGUACUUAUAUUUUGUUCUGUUAAUUUGUUAUUAAUCUACUUAGGGUUCGGGGUGGGUUUGUGUGUUUUGUUUAGGUGGAUGGCUUGUUCGCUAUGAAGGUAAAUGGAGGAUGGGGGGGCGGGGAUUGUUUGGGCUAGUUGAGAGGGAGCCCAGGAAUUGUAAGAUUUGUAGGAAUAUCUUUGAGACAAGUGAGUUUUCCUUUAAGUUGAGCAGCCCUUGGGAGUUUCAGGACCUUGUUGGGGAGGAGAGGGGUGGCAGCCGCUGGACACCAAGUUAGGGCGGUGGAGUAAGCCCUCUCGGGGCCAGACUUCACCUCCCAGUGGUGAGCCGUCGGGGGUCCAAGUCCAGUUUCCUCCUCACUUCUGCGAGUCUGUCCCGUGGCUUCCUAUUGUCCUAAAGGGGGGAGGGGGGUGACAGCUGGUCUGAGGAGCUGUGGCUUCUCUCAGCUGGAAACUAGCCAUUGGGGGGG